GCCGUUACAACGUUUUCUCUCUCCGGCCCUCCAUCUCUCCGCACACAGCGACAUCUCCCGCGGGAAUCAUGGCAGUUUAGCGGCUUGCAGCGGCUACAUACGCGGCGGCGAAUCCGGCAGUGCAGAGGUCAAGUGCACUGGCUCUUUUUGGCAAAAUGGCGUCUCCCGUGUCCUCCACCCACAGCUCUGCUGCUGUAGACAGCAUAACCACCGCGUUCACACACACACACUCGCUCGAACCCCUUCACCUUCAUCCCCAUCAUCACACACUGAGCCUCUGCCAUGUCUCUGAGUGUGGAGGCCCUGAUCCUGGGGCCCUCAUCUCUGACGGCUGACCCCUUCGGGCCCCUGCUGGACGAAGACGAGGAGCGCGCUCUCUCUGCAGGGUCUUCCUCACCCCUCUCCUCUUCCUCAUGUCUCUCGCCCCUCUCUCCCUCUCCUCACGCUUCUGUAGGGUGUAAAGAGCUGCAGUCGCUCUCCUGGACUCCUCGAUCUGAGCCAGGGCAGAGUAAAGGCGAUGUGUUCUCUGGCAUGGAUUGGAUGACGGAGAAAUUAGACCUGAGUGACUUCGACCUGGAUUCUCUGAUCGGGUCAUGUGACUCGGACGAGCCGCCCAGUUCUCCAGAAGAUCUGCUGGCCUGCCUGGACACUGACAUGGAUCUGGACCUGGACUCCCUCCCGUUCUGCUCCUCAGAUCUGGGUCUGGCGCUGACCCUCGACCUUCCCGUCCCAGAACCAUCGCAAACCCCCGUCGAGAUCAAAUCCGAGCCUGAUCCGGCCGACACGUUAGAUCUUGGAAGUGAAGUGUCCGUGCUUCGGACUCCCGGGAUCAUGCUCAGUCUGAGUCCAUCUCACAUCGUGGUGGUUCUGAGCCCGAAAGAGGAGGCGAGCAGCACCGACGAUUCAUCCGAUAGCGAUAGUGGAAUCUCAGUGUCGGAAUCCCCGACUCACCAACCAGAUCCGAAUCCCGCAGGAUCCUCCAGGACCAAACCCUACUCCAGAACCGACCCGGAUCCAGUCGUCACCGGCCGAGUGAAGGCCGUUCCCGGCGCUCCUAAAGUCGUGGAGAAGAAGCUAAAGAAGAUGGAGCAGAAUAAGACUGCCGCGACCCGGUACCGGCAGAAGAAGCGGGCCGAGCAGGAGGUUCUGUCCCACGAGUGCUCCGACUUGGAGAAGAGGAACCGCGAGCUGGCGGAGAAAGCAGAGUCCAUCAGUCGGGAAAUCAAAUAUCUCACGGAUCUCAUGGAGGAAGUUCGGUCCGCCAACAACCGCAGGAGCAAAGCUAAAGCCCAGGGUUCUGCCGGGUCCGGUUAGGUUCUGGUCCGGUGCUGUUCUGCCGGGUCCGGUUAGGUUC
This is a messenger RNA of Rhinichthys klamathensis goyatoka, 1354 nucleotides long. It is a transcript of the gene atf4a, whose product is annotated as activating transcription factor 4a. Gene Ontology annotation, molecular function: DNA-binding transcription activator activity, RNA polymerase II-specific; RNA polymerase II transcription regulatory region sequence-specific DNA binding. The record is from RefSeq and is a predicted model, not a curated record. Gene Ontology annotation, cellular component: nucleus; ATF1-ATF4 transcription factor complex; ATF4-CREB1 transcription factor complex. Gene Ontology annotation, biological process: regulation of transcription by RNA polymerase II. Lineage: Eukaryota; Metazoa; Chordata; Actinopteri; Cypriniformes; Leuciscidae.